This is a messenger RNA of Momordica charantia (bitter melon), 1646 nucleotides long. Its product is annotated as E3 ubiquitin-protein ligase SIRP1. Gene Ontology annotation, molecular function: ubiquitin protein ligase activity. Gene Ontology annotation, biological process: protein ubiquitination. Gene Ontology annotation, cellular component: cytoplasm. The record is from RefSeq and is a predicted model, not a curated record. Lineage: Eukaryota; Viridiplantae; Streptophyta; Magnoliopsida; Cucurbitales; Cucurbitaceae.
GUUGUCCUCCUUCACUUCAAAGGAGAGAGAGAGAGGGGUUUUUGUUAUUAUUAUUUAUUUUUAAUUUUGUCCCUUCUUCGUUUCAUUGUUUGUUCAAUUCUCUCUCUCUCAUCGCUUACACCCUCUGGCCCCUCCCUCUUGUUCCCCCCAUCCUCCAUUUUCCCACCCAAUUCGCUGUUUUCUAUCGAAUCAAACGCACAGAUUCCUGAAAUACCUCUUACCAGAUUCUCCUGGGGUUUUUUCGCCUUGGAUUUCAAAAAAUAUAAUAGCGGAAGCUGUGGUUUGUUGCGGGAGGAUAGCGGUGAAACAAGCAAAACGAGGAUGGAGGAGUCAAUUCCAACAAGAUAUUGGUGUCACAUGUGUUCUCAAAUGGUGAAUCCCAUCUUUGACGUGGAAAUUAAAUGCCCCUUCUGCCGUAGUGGGUUUGUUGAAGAGAUAGGUAACGGUAUUUCGAGUGACAAUAAUGAGCUUGAAUCCGAUUUUGGAUCGGAGCGAGCUUUGUCCCUUUGGGCCCCGAUCUUGCUUGGCAUGAUGGGAAAUUCCCGUGGGCGGCGUAGAAUGAGGCAUCUAGAGUUUGAUGAGGAUGAGGAGGAGAAUGAGAAUGAUGAUGGGGAGGGGCAUGGGCAUCGUGUGACUACUGAGGCUACUGAGUUGGACCGAGAGCUUGAUUCAAUCAUUAGGAGGAGGAGAAGUUCAGCUACCAUUUUACAGUUGCUCCAAGGUAUCAGAGCUGGAAUGGCAACUGAAUCAGAGAACUAUGAAGGAGACAGGAACAGAGAAAGAGAAAGAGAAAGAGAAAGAGAGCGGGUCAUUCUUAUAAAUCCUUUCAAUCAAACCAUUGUAGUUCAAGGAGGUCACACUGUGGAUCAAAACCCCAUGGGGUCGCUGGGUGAUUAUUUCGUUGGACCUGGUUUAGAUUUGUUAUUGCAAUAUCUAGCCGAGAAUGAUCCCAAUAGAUAUGGGACUCCACCAGCACAGAGGGAGGCAGUGGAUGCGCUGCCCACGGUGAGGGUUGAGGAUAGUUUGCAGUGUUCGGUGUGUUUGGAUGAUUUUGAGGUUAACGCAGAAGCCAAGGAGAUGCCGUGUAAGCAUAAGUUUCAUACUGGGUGUAUUAUGCCGUGGCUGGAGCUGCAUAGUUCUUGCCCAGUUUGUAGGCAUCAAUUGCCUGCGGAUGAAUCUAAGCGGGAUAUGGAUGGUGGGUCUGGGUCUGGGUCUGCUGCUAGGUUCAUGGGUGACCUUAAUGUUAAUGGUGGUGGCAGUGGUGACAUCGAGGCAGGCGUGGAUGGCAGAAAUGCAUCUGGGAGAAGGUUUCCGUUUCCAUGGCCCUUCAAUGGUUUGUUUUCUUCGCAAGGUGGAGGUGGAGGUGGAGGUGGAGGUGGAAACUCCUGGGAAAAUGCAGCUGGAGCAAGUACAAGUGACUCUCAAAGGGAUGAGAGUUCCAUUUGAUCAUAGUAUCAACUUGUUUCAUGUCCUGCUCCUGCUUCUGCCUGCUGAAUCAAUCUGUAAUCUGUAUGUAUGUAUGUAUGUAUAUGUUUGUCUUAUACUUUACUAUACAGAUGUUUUUGCCUCUGACUCCGAGUCCUACCCUUAGAACAGGAAUUCACCGCUGCUUUCUUUAAUCACCAUUCUUCUUUUUUGCCAUCUUU